Molecule: messenger RNA, 4683 nt
Organism: Balaenoptera ricei (Rice's whale)
Lineage: Eukaryota; Metazoa; Chordata; Mammalia; Artiodactyla; Balaenopteridae
Gene: FAABTP
Product: transmembrane protein 19
Exons: 6
Coding region: 506-1582 (358 amino acids)
Cellular component (GO): membrane
Source: RefSeq, a predicted model, not a curated record
GGCGAGCCACGGGACGCUGACAAGCGGCGAGGAGCGAGCUGAGCUCUAGGGACCUCGGCCCUGGCCGCCUGGACCCGGACUCUAGGGCUGCGCCGGCAGCCGUCGAGAGUGACCGCACUCCGUCACUCGGGGCUCGCCGCCGGGACACUCCAAAUUACGGCCCCGCGCCUCACCUCUCUGCACCGCCGAGCCCCAGCGUCGGCGUGUGGGCGGGCGGUGGGGGCGGAGCUCGCCCUCCCGGGCCGCUGAUUGGCUGUCUCCGCUUCCCUUUCACCUUCCCGGCUGCAAAGUUCAGGUGUGAAAGGACCGCGGUCUGCGAGCCCGCUGCUGUCUGAGAGGUUGCGGUUUGCUCUCCCAGGGAGGCCUUAACCUCGCCCAGCCUUCUGCGGCAGCGCCCCACCAGCCCAGUUUCCAGAAAUAGUUUGGGUUUAUAUUAUUUUCUCGCACGGUGGAAGAUGUUGGCAUUUAUGUUCGCCUCUACACGAAUGUUUUGCUGGCAACUUAAAUGACUAUUUUUCUCAGAAACGCGAGAUAUUUUCUCCCCCAGGUGUUCAUACUGUUAUUUUUCAUGACAAAUCUUGACCACAAUACAUACAAAAAAUACAUAGAGAUGAUAACUAAUAUAGUUAUAUUGAGUCUGAUCAUUUGCAUAUCUUUUGCUUUCUGGAUUAUGUCUAUGACUGCAAGCACCUAUUAUGGUAACUUACAGCCUAUUUCUCCUUGGCGUUGGCUGUUUUCUGUUGUUGUUCCUGUUUUGAUCGUCUCUAAUGGCUUUAAAAAGAAAAGUCUAAAUCAUACUGGGGCUUUAGGAGGGCUCGUGGUUGGAUUUAUCCUAACCAUUGCAAAUUUCAGCUUUUUCACCUCUUUGCUGAUGUUUUUUCUUUCUUCCUCAAGACUCACUAAAUGGAAGGGAGAAACAAAGAAACGUCUAGAUUCAGAAUACAAGGAAGGUGGGCAGAGGAAUUGGAUUCAGGUAUUCUGUAAUGGAGCUGUGCCCACAGAGCUGGCCCUGCUAUACAUGAUAGAAAAUGGCCCUGGGGAAAUCCCAAUAGAUUUUUCCAAGCAGCACACUGCUUCUUGGAUGUGUUUGUCUCUCUUGGCUGCACUGGCCAGCUCUGCUGGAGACACAUGGGCUUCAGAAAUUGGCACCGUUCUGAGUAAAAGCCCACCGAGGCUGAUAACAACCUGGGAGAAAGUUCCAGUAGGGACCAAUGGAGGAGUUACGAUGGUGGGCCUUGCCUCCAGUCUCCUUGGUGGGACCUUUGUGGGCAUUGCGUACUUCCUCACGCAGUUGGUUUUUGUUAAUGAUUUAGACAUUUCUGCUCCUCAGUGGCCAAUUAUUGCAUUUGGGGGUCUGGCUGGAUUACUAGGAUCAAUUGUGGAUUCAUAUUUAGGAGCUACCAUGCAAUUUAGUGGUUUGGAUGAAAGCACUGGCAUGGUGGUCAGCAGCCCGGCGAAUGAGGUGAAGUACAUAGCAGGAAAACCCAUUCUCGAUAACAAUGCUGUGAAUCUGUUUUCUUCUGUCCUUGUCGCCCUCUUGCUCCCAACAGCAGCUGCUUGGGGUUUUUGGCCCAGACAGUGAAUUUUAUGUCAUUUACAAAAGUUAAAACUUAGGUAAAUUCAGCUAAAUUUGCAAUUCCAAGUUUCAUCCCAAGAAGAGUAAUUGUAAUGACAAAGCAGAAAUGCCAGCUUCUCCUCUGUUCCAUUACAGUGGAACUCCACGUUUUUCCUCUCUCUAACUCCAUUGUAACAACUAAUAUGUUUUUGGUGAAAGACAAGGCUCAUAGAAUUUAUGCAUAUUUUUCUUCUGCUGAAUGGAACUUGAGCAAUGAAACUAUAAUGUCCCUAUAUAUUGAACUGAAAGUUCCUGCAUGGUAGAUAUAAAUUUUGUUUUGUUUGUUUAAAUCAGUAAAAGGACUAAAAGUGAUAAAAUUUUUAAAUGGCUCAGUUGUGGCAGAGAAAUGUCACCAUGCCAAUUAUCCAAAUGUUGUAUCUGUUUUAAGUAUUUAAACCGAUGUGUGUGGAAGCCUGAAUAAGUGUGGUAUCCUGGACUUCUCCCCUUACUUGCCAUUUAUUAUUGUAAAAAGUGCGGAGUUUGGUUCCUGGUGAGCUGCGAGGUCUACUCCACGUUUGUUCUUCCUUCCUCAGGGUUAGUGAUGAAAAAAAAGUAAAUAUUGUUUUCAUGUGACCAUUAGAAUGCAUGAAAAAAAUUUAUUUUUAGGUAAAGGAAAAGAGAUAUAUCUUAUGUCUAAAAAAUAUGCACCUUACUAUAUGUUUUAGUUGGUCUCUGAGCAGAAAUUAUCUUGAAUUUAAUAUUUUUAAUGUAUUUUCUAGCUUUCUUUGAAAUUUGUCUAGGAAUCUGAUUUACAUUGGCAUCUUGACCAGUUAAAGAGUCACUGGAAAAUUAUUGCAAUUAUUUCAUUUGCUGUCCUAGAAUUCACUGGAAAAUGCUAUGAUUUCCUAUUAUGUACCUUCUAAGUUGUGCUCUCCUUUACAUAGAGCCUCAGCCAAAGUGAAUUCUACUUUUCAGUUUUGUUCUUCACUUUGAUGUACGUACUAAAGGGGUUUAACAUAGUAUGGAUUAUUGUGCUAAAGUAUUUUGAAAUAUUUCACAUGUGAUUUCCAUACCUUUCUUCCCCUUCCCCUUUUGCAUUCAUAGAAAAAUUGAGGAGAGAUUCCAUGAAUAAGCCACUAUCAGAGUGGAGAAAGCUUUAUUUUCUUUGUUGGUGACCCUGCUACAGUGAUUAUCUAGAAAUGACUUGGUUCAGGAAGAAUUUUUUAAAAAACAGUUGACACACUUAAGCCUUAAGCCAAGAAACUCAGUGGGUCUCAGCCAUCUGCUUUGUGUAUACAUUGGCAUCACCUGAGCAUCUUUAAAAAAAAUACUUGUGUCUGGACUUCACCCAAAGAUUGUGUCUGGUCUGGGUUACAGCCUGGGUACUGGGACUUUUUAAAGCUCUGGCUGCCCGUUAGAGUCAUGUAGGGAGUUUUUUAAAAUACUGUUGUCAAGGCUCCUUUCUAGACCAAGUAAAUCAGAGUGUCUGAAAGUGAGACCCAUGCAUGGGUCAUUUUUAGAAAGCUCCCUCCCUGGGAUAGUCUAAUGUUUAAACAGGUUGAGAACUACUAAAUAAGAAUAUCCUUACAAAAAUGUCAAAUUAUUGUGUUGUCCACCUGAAACUAAUGUUGUAUGUCAAUAAAAAAAGAUAAAAAAGAAAAGAAUAUCCUAUACCUAAAAGUCUCAAAAGAGUGGGAAUUUUCAUUUUUAUGCAGACAACUAUUAGCAGCAGUGCCGUGUGCUGUCUUUAUGGAUGGAUAGCUUCUGGUAAUUAUACAGUCUUACAGCUACAUCACUUACCAAAUCAUUCCUGUGGCAGUUUUUUGUGCAGCCUGUUUAUUCCUACAGCUGUUCUAACAUGCCUCUUUUCUCUUUUCCUGGAGAUUCAUCCUCAUGACAUACUUUGGGACAAAAAUACUCAUUGGAGCCAUUUGGGGUUUGGUAGAAUCACCACAUCAGUAACAGUUUGGGGACAUACUGCUUCACAAUCCUUUGUUUGAAAAUCUAGGGCUAGUUGUGUUUUGGAAUCAAAAUUUUUCAGAUUUUAGAAAAGUGAUAGGGUACAUAUAAAAUAUUUUACUUAAAAAUCCCAAAAGAGUCUAGGAUGGCACCCAUUAUCAAAUACACUAAUAUUUCUGUGGUGAGUAUAUGAAUACCACCAAUAAGUGUGUUAACUAAAGACUAUGAGAGCCUCAGAUCAGGUCAGAUCAGUUUUUGUCAUAGAAUUUAGGAAGAAACUUUCUGUUUUCAGAGCAUUUUUGGAUAUGAUAAUUGUAGAUUUUUUUAAAUGAAGCACUUUUAAAAAAAACUUAUAUGUAUCUUACUGAAACAGUAAACAGUUUGUGUAAAAAAACACUUUUCAUGGAAAGAGCUCCAUGUAGCCGUAUGAUAAAAUAAUAUGUACUAUUGCCUACCUAGGCAGCUUACAGGCAUAUAUACUACUUCUUGCCAUACUGUCACACAGUAGAAAAGAGCAAGGUGUAUGUGGCUCAGGGCAGCUCCCGAAGGAGACCUGAAGACUUUAAGGAGUGUUAUUUGAAGACUUGCCAAAUGGAGCCAACAGAACAGUGAACUGCUACAACAGGUCAUUCCAUUCCUAGCUUUUCUCGUUCCUUGAGUUAUCUAUGCCUCAGCCUAGGGGCGUAUGUCUCUUUCUUAUUUCUAGCUGCUUUACAUGUAGGAUGCUGGCUUCAGAAAUGCCAACCUCAUCCCAAUUAGGUAUAGGCCUAGUACAGAGAAAAAUCAUGUGUGGUGACAUAUUGUAAACUUUGCCACAUGCCUGCAAUAUGAACAGCUGCCUCAUGUUUGCACAGUGGGUGACCUGGAGCCCCCAUCAUCUCAUGUUCCUGAUGCCAUCGCAACGAGAAAAGACUGUACUUAGCUACCAAAUCCCAGGUGGCUUGCACGUGGUUUAAACAUGAAAACACAAUUAUGCAGCUUAACUAUGGAGUACUGUUGCUAUAACUCCAAGUGGAACAUUUGGAAACUGAACUGAACAUUUUUAAAAUAUGUAAGUGUUUAAUAUAUGUUUGUUUGUUAAGUUGUUCGACGCUAAUCAGUUCUCCCUUUAAGAAUCACUGAAGGGCUUCCCUGGUGGCGCAGUGGUUGAGAAUCUGCCUGCUAAUGCA